Messenger RNA from Exophiala spinifera, 609 nucleotides. RefSeq names its product GTP-binding protein rho2. NCBI's taxonomy places the organism in Eukaryota, Fungi, Ascomycota, Eurotiomycetes, Chaetothyriales, Herpotrichiellaceae. Bases 1 to 609 code for a protein of 202 amino acids. Gene Ontology annotation, biological process: small GTPase-mediated signal transduction. The record is from RefSeq and is a predicted model, not a curated record. The transcript is spliced from 2 exons. Gene Ontology annotation, molecular function: GTP binding; GTPase activity.
AUGGCCCAAAAUCAAGCUCAGUCAAAUGUCAUGAGAAGGAAGCUCGUUAUAAUAGGGGACGGUGCUUGCGGUAAAACAUCGCUAUUAUCAGUCUUCACGCUGGGCUAUUUUCCAACUCAUUACGUUCCCACCGUGUUUGAGAACUAUGUAACCGACUGUCGAGUAGAUGGAAGAUCGGUGCAACUGGCACUAUGGGAUACGGCCGGACAAGAAGACUAUGAGCGACUCAGGCCCCUCGCAUACGCAAAAUCACAUGUUAUUCUGAUCGGAUUCAGCGUCGACAGCCCAGACAGCCUAGAAAACGUGCGGCAUAAAUGGAUCGAAGAAGCGAGAGAACGGUGCCCGGACGUGCCCAUCAUUCUGGUUGGCCUUAAAAAGGAUCUUAGAGAGGACCCUUUGGCUAUCGAGGAAAUGCGGAAAAAGAGCUUGAAGUUCGUAACGCCGCGAGAAGGAGCGGAAAUGGCUCAGCAAUGCGGAGCUCGGAAAUAUCUCGAGUGUUCAAGUCUGACGGGGGAAGGCGUCGAUGAUGUCUUUGAAGCGGCCACCAGAGCGGCGCUCUUAACGUUCAAUGGCAAGCAAGGUGGAGGCGGGUGCUGUGUCAUUUUGUGA